CCAUAAGCUGGUGUAAGUAGGAUGAGCUAAGGACAGGAGCUGAAGUGUCUCUGUGAAGACUCUGCAAAGACUCCUCCUCUCAGUUUUAUAACAUUGCAACAAUAUGUGGAAUGGAAAUGGGUAACGUCCCUCUAUUUACAGGCCCAGGAGGAAACUGUGAUCUGUCAGCUGUAGUAGGAGUGUUGGAGGAAGUCAGAAGUCAUCCAACAAGAAGUCCAGAGCUGUGACAUACAUACGUGGAUACAUCUACAUUUACAGCUGACACUUUAUGAUGUAGCCAAAGGACACAGCACUGUCUCACGUGUUCUGCUGUUGAAAGAUGGCCAGUGCAGUGAAGGACCCACACCUGGGCUCAGGUCCUGAUGAGGAUGACAUGUCUCUGUCUGGGGGCGAGUCCGAUUCAGACAGCAUCCUCUCUGAUGAUUCGGUGCUUCCAGACUACACGCCGGAGACAACAGACGGACACGCGGCAUUAACACUGUAUCAAGCAUGUGCCCAUAAUGACUCUGUUUCUCUGCGGAAAGUUCUGGAGAGAGGGGUUACAAAAGAAGAGGUCAGAGAGCUGGACAUCAAUGGCAGGAAUGGCUUGAUGGUGGCUUGCGGCAAAGGUUUCGUGGACAUUGUAUAUGGGCUUCACACCUGUCCCUUUAUAGACAUCAAUCACCAGGACAAUGAAGGCAACACUGCUCUGAUGAUUGCAUCCCAAGCAGGUCACAUCAACACAGUUAUGUAUCUCCUAAACUACUAUCCUGGUAUAGACACUGAGUUAAAGGAUUGUCGAGGUUUCACAGCCCUCAUCAAAGCUGCUAUGACCGGCCGCAAUGACGUUGUGGCUGCCCUUGUUAUGGCUGGGGCUGACAUACAUGCAGUAGACUCCACAAAAGGAAAAUGUGCCCGGGAUUGGGCACAGAAAACAGGUCGCUAUGAGACCCUUUGUCAUCUCCGCCGCCUCAAUAUGCGGCCAAGAGCUGAGCAGUUCUGUGAGAGUUAUAUCCCUGAGUGGCCUGAGCUCAAGGAGAGGGUAGCCAAGGCCACAGCUGGGAAAAGUACCACAGAAAAAAUCACCCAGCGGAUCAAAAACAAAUUUGCAUUCAGAUUUCCUCAUGACCCCGAGGACAAUGGGGCCUUGGACCACAUGGUGCGCAUGACCACCAGUGUCCACAGUCCCCUCAUUUCAACUGGAUGCCGUCCACUCUGCCCUACAAGCCCUCCUGAAGUGGGGAAGAGACGCAUGGCUGUGCCAGAGUUGAUGAAGAAACACACAGAUAAGGAAUUAGAAGAGAGCGCAGUGUGUCACAGCAACGGCUCUGUAUCAAAUGUCAUUCUCACAGUUCAAUCUGCAGAGUCAAUCCCUAUAGCGUGCUGUUCUGAGACUGGGCGGCGGGAAAGCAUCAUCUCAUUGGCUUCCACUAAAGUUGCUACGACAUUUAUUCCACGCAGCAUGGCGAGAAGGAACAGCAUAUUCCCCUCUGGCUGCAUCCCCAAAAUCGACAUCAGCAGGCCUUCAGAUGCAACGCCAAAGAAAGAAAAGAAGAAGAAAAAAAAGAAGGAAAAGGGCUUCCUGGAACCACCCAAGUGGAGGUACAAGGAGAUCAAGGAUGAGAAAAAGAAGGAAAAAAAGAAAGCUGAGAAAGAAAAAGGAGGGAAAGAGAAAAAACAGAAAAGUAAAUAAAAAGAAAUUUGAAAUUUUCAAACAAAAUAUCUUGGAAAUAUUCAACAAAUAUAGAACUUAUGACCUAAAGCGGAGAGGAGAUUUCUUUUCUUCCUAAAGUUAUAUAACAGAGGACCUCAAACAAGCACUGCAGAGCCUCUUUGGGAGGAGUUUGAAGCUUUUAGUAUGCAUUAAGUAAGAAUAAAAACAAAAUUUAUUUUCCCAUAAACAUAUGCAAAAUGUAUAGAAUCCAAUUUUUGUAUUUAAAAAAGGCAUUUCUAAUAAUUAUGACACAAUGCAUACAAAUAUUCCAUACAUAUUUACUGAUUCAGUUUCACAGGUGCUAAAUCCUUUCUGGGAUCUACCUCAUCAUUCAUAUAAAGACUGGGCAGAAAGGCACAAUCUGUAUACCUGCAUAUUUGUUUACUAUGCAAGGUGUUAAUAUAGAAACACAUAGCUAUGUCAUAGCUCAUUUGUGUUGUUAAGUAAUAGUGUUUUAUGUGUUGUGUAUUUUUGUAAAUAGUUAGCCAAAAAAAUAAUUGUAAAUAACAUACAGUAUGGCAAACGUGCAUCACAAUGUGUUUAUUAAAGGUUAUUCUAGGUUUUAUUGCCAUUUUCUGCCAAUAACAUAUUCAUAUAUAUCCUUCUUUUAUAACUCAAAUGAGAAAUUACAAAAGUAAAUAUGGGACAGUGAACGUUUCAAUUCAAUCAAUUGAUUUAUUGGUAUUACACUAGUCAAUAUUUUUAUAUUAACAAUGGAUCAAAUGACUGUACUGACUGUAAUGACUGUGUGUCUGUACUUAACAGCUAAAGAGCCAGAUAUAUUUCUCAGGAGUUUGUGGAGAACAAACCAGAGCUAAAAGAAAAGUGAAUAUUGGAUUUUACCCAUGAAAGCUAAUAAACUUUAUAAGGUGAUAAUA
Messenger RNA from Etheostoma spectabile (orangethroat darter), 2571 nucleotides. It is a transcript of the gene ankrd33ab, whose product is annotated as ankyrin repeat domain 33Ab. Gene Ontology annotation, molecular function: protein binding. Bases 320 to 1672 code for a protein of 450 amino acids. The record is from RefSeq and is a predicted model, not a curated record. Lineage: Eukaryota; Metazoa; Chordata; Actinopteri; Perciformes; Percidae. The transcript is spliced from 5 exons.